AUGGCAGUGUUGCCUGAGCCCGAACCGCAAGAGCUUGGCCGAGCUGUCGAGUCCCCUGACUAUCAGCAGCAAGUUCCGGCUGAGCACUGGGCAGAAGUGAAUGUGCUUGAACUUUGUCAUGGCUUGGACUCGCCAAGGUCGCCAGAGCCUAUCAGUGCACCCAGUUCGCCAAACGAAGGCACGAACGCCGACGAUUGGAUCGUGGACCUUGUUGCCAGCAUGGAGCCCACCAGGGCCGAGAUCAUUCGGGGCGUCCCCGUGCACUGUGCCUUGCAGGGCUGUGGGCAGGCGAUGCGUGGGAGGCAACGGGGACUAUACCGACUCAGCCGUGCCACAACCUGCAUCGACGAGUUUUGGUCCCACAGCUGGCACACAUCCGCCUGGAUGAAGUAUGUCACCGUAUGGUUUUUGAACUCUGCCACUAUAGCCGCCGCCUUCGGCAUGGGGGGAGCCCUCCUGGGCUUCAUGCUGCGUGCUGUGGGGGUCUUGCCUGUCACUCUCGAGGGACCUACGUUCGCCGACUCGCAGUGGAGUGUUUUGAGUGGGCUGAUCUUCUUCUGCGCAUCCUUCAUGUUGUGGCGAGUGCGAAGGCUCGUCUUCCUGGACAUACUCUGCAUAAACCAAGAGGACGAAGGUUUGAAGGGCGAGGCCAUGAUCAGCAUGGGUGCCAUCUUGAAGAGCUCAGCAUCAAUGCUUGUGUUGUGGGAUCCGACUUGGGUACAGAGAUUCUGGUGUGUUUUCGAGCUGGCCUCGUUUCUUCACAGCCAAACAAAACGCGGAGCAACAACAAGCAAGCAUCUGAGCAUCCGACCAAACCUUAUGGGACCAGUUCUUCUGGCAGGAAAGGUUGGCUUGAUUGGUUUACUCCUCGCAUGGCCACUCAUGUUACAAGCAUUCGGCAGUAGCGGCAUGGUCAUGGGGUUGACGCUAUCGGCAGGCCUCUUGCCGUGUUUCCUUUGCCUUGCCCACGUUGGCCGAACUUUCUGUUGCAGCCUGGACACGCUGCAGCAACAACUCGCAAAGUUUCGAGUCGAGGACGCGAAGUGCUGGUGUUGCACUGUGAAUCACGUGGACGACCAAACCGGCGAACCCUUACCUUGCGACCGUGAUGUCAUGCUGAAGUGCAUUGGAAUCUGGUUUGGAAGCAGUGCUGACUUCGAAUGUUUGGUGCAGGGGCAUGUAAGAACAACACUGCUUCGACAGCUCACCAGUCCAGUGUACCUAUACCAGCAAGUCGUUGUGGCCACUAGUCCUGUCAUGUGGUUGUUCUUGGAUCGAGUGGCUCAUCUUUUCGCAGUUGAUCGCACGGACCUUGCGGUGUCGGUUUUCUUUGAUGCAUUGGCAUGGUGGCUGUUGGCGAUACCUUGCAUCGUAGUGCUGGGUGUUGCGUUGGCUUACAAACUCCGCAGGAAGCAAGCACAUUGCGUGCUGGAUUUGGCGUUCAGCAUUGCAGUGUUAGUGGUGGCAGCUUGCAUUCUUGCGGCAUUCCUUUUUGCCUACGUUUUCAUUGACAACCAAGUUUCUUCCUUGCAGCUGGAAGCAUACGCAGUCUUGCGCGCGGCUCUCUUUGUCCUCUUAUCGGCCAUACUUGCCCGCUGCGCUCUCCACGUGUUUUGGCAAGCUAAAAACCGUGCCAUUUGCACAGACUAUGAACAAGUGCCAGGGAACUUCGCGACCGUCUUUGCUUUUGAUGAGUCGGAAUCUCCUGCUGUAGAGCGAAAGCGCAUGCUGUUUGCAAGCAUUGUCACUGGCUCUGUCGGGCAAAGCCUGGACAUCCGGCAAAAGGCCGGAACGAAGCUCGCGUCUGCGUCGGCAGAUGGGAUUCUGCGCCUUUGGGAGCCGCGAAGUAACAAAGCCUCGCUUAAGGGGGAUGCGGCGUGGCAGGACCCCACCUCCGGCACAUGCGGCGAUCUGCUGGAGGCCACGGAGCCCCGCGGCUUCGCCAGCUGCAUUUCCUGGGCUCCUGACGGCGUGCGACUGGCAACCGGCUAUCAGGAUGGCGAAGUGGUGGUGUGGUAUCCUCACGCCGCCUUGCCCACGGUGAGCUGCUCUGGGCAUACGAACCAAGUCAGGUGCAUUGCGUGGAGCCCACAAGGCAAGGAUUGCGUGGCUUCCGGCUCCCUUGAUGGGACGGUGAGGAUAUGGGAGCCCAAGAAAGGCAAGUGCUUGAAGACCUGCCAGGGCGAUGGCGGAUAUGUCUACUGUCUCCUUUGGCACCCGGAGGCCACAUCCUUGGCCGCCGGCAGCACAGACGGCAUUGCCCGGCUUUUCGAUCCGCUCACUGGGACCUGCAUCGUGCUCCACGUAGAUCGUGGCUUUAAGGGGGAAGCUUCGGUCUUUUAA
Messenger RNA from Symbiodinium necroappetens, 2343 nucleotides. NCBI's taxonomy places the organism in Eukaryota, Dinophyceae, Suessiales, Symbiodiniaceae. The record is from the annotation of a GenBank genome assembly.